UCGCAGACGAAGAAAGCCUCGAGGCAGUCGCCAAUGGCGGUACGAUGGACUAGUAUGUCAACUCGCGCCCCAACCAAGCAUCAACAGUACAAUCGGAGCUGACGUGCCCCGUUUCCUCCAGUGAGAAAUGGCCCAGCAUGGUCGAACCCCUGCUUGAACGAUUGGAAUAUAUCAUAUACAACGUCUUCCCAAUGCCUCGGAUCCCUCCCGACCUUCAACAGCAGUCUGCUAAUCCCAUCGUCCCCACAAUCACACCAUCUACAACCCUCCAGACCUCCACACAGCCUGAACCAUCAUCGCAGCAAUCCACCGCAACCGAGCGUAUCCCCGACUCCCAACCCCAGUCCUCGCAGGGCUCCUCUCUUCCCGAACCCCUUCAACAUCACCUAAACUCCAUCAAAUCCACCUUGCGAUCCCUCUUCGCUUCAAAACCACCACACACUAUCCAACGUCUCGCAGAACUCAUCGCUCGUCCUACAGCCCACUACCGCACCCUUCCCGCAUAUCUUCGCGCCGUCGACCGCGUCGUUUGCGUCACUAGCAGCGCGGAAAUCUUCCCUCUCCACUCGACACACCAUGGCGCUGCUCCCCAGCCCAACGGCGCGAUCAUCAACGGCGCCGAUACCGGCCUCCUAUUCCCGGACCAUACACUCGGCAGCGAUGAGUCUCUAGGUGGAGCACUUCUCACGCCGAUCCCGUGGUUGAGUAACGAUCCUUCGUCGCCGGAACAUGAGGGUGAAAGCGGUGCACUUAUGGGAGAUACUGGUUUCACUACCCAGGUAGUGGCGUCUACUGGCGCUGAGCAAGAACAUCAGCAGCUGGGGUCUGUUACUACUACCGAGACGGUGACGGUAGUGACGGCGGACACGAAUGGAAAUGAAGGAACGAGUGAAGCUCCGUCGGCUGAAACAUUGGAAGAUAUUCCGCAUGCCAGAGGCCCCUCUGUAGUCGGAGUGGAAGAUCUAGGCUUACAGGAUGGUAGGGGCGUGGAGAUGGACCUCUCGAGUGUCGCUGAGGAGGCGCCAGGACUGCAUACUGCGGGACAGGAGACUUCCCAGCCGCAGCAGCAGCAGCAGGAGCAAGAGCAAGGACAGCAGCAACAAGAACAGCAGCAGACCACUAGUCAAACCGGAGAAGAAGAUGCUAAGCCGACGGCAGAUGGAGACGGAGAUAUCUCUCUAGACGAUGUCAAAGCACCGGAGGAAAACGCUUCAGUAUCUGAGACGGCGGAUAAAGAGCAGCAGCAGCAGCAGCAGCAACAGCAGGCGUAGCUUUUGGGACGUCGUAUGAUAUGAUAUUCAUAUUCUAUUAGCGUGUCGUGCGUUGUCUUGUCGCGCAUUACAUUCCUUUUUUUGGGACUCUGCCUGCUAGCUAGCUUACAUUGUUAAAUCAUGAUUGAUGACUUGACUUUGACUGUAGUUGUCAUGAACCAUGCUUCUCAAUCAGUUACUACUACUGACAGUCAGUAUGCUUGCAUAACUACUAAAGUGCGAAUGUAAUAUUCAUAUCCAAACUUGA
Messenger RNA from Aspergillus vadensis CBS 113365, 1518 nucleotides. RefSeq lists its product as uncharacterized. Bases 138 to 1271 code for a protein of 377 amino acids. Gene Ontology annotation, biological process: protein dephosphorylation. The record is from RefSeq and is a predicted model, not a curated record. The transcript is spliced from 2 exons. Gene Ontology annotation, molecular function: protein phosphatase regulator activity. NCBI's taxonomy places the organism in Eukaryota, Fungi, Ascomycota, Eurotiomycetes, Eurotiales, Aspergillaceae. Gene Ontology annotation, cellular component: nucleus; protein phosphatase 4 complex; cytoplasm.